GAGGGGGAGGAGGGGAUGGCGGCGUGGGGCGGCACGACGCAGAAGUGCGCCUCCUGCGGCAAGAAGGUGUACCCGGUCGAGGAGCUCGCCGCCGACGGCCGCGCCUACCACCGCCCCUGCUUCCGCUGCCACCACUGCAAGAGCACCCUCCAGUUUAGUAAUUAUUCUUCCAUCGAAGGUGUCCUGUACUGCAAACCUCACUAUGACCAGAUAUUAAAAUCAACUGGCAGUUUGGAAAAAAGUUUUGAAGGUGUGACAAGAUCAGCUAAAUCAGAAAAAACAAAUGGGCCUAAGGGCCAGCAAAACAGCAGAUUCUCUAGCAUGUUUGUUGGCACGCAAGACAAGUGUGUAGUUUGUAACAAGACUGUGUACCCUCUUGAAAAGGUUGAUCUUAACGGAGGCUCGUAUCACAAAUCAUGCUUCCGUUGCACUCAUGGUGGUUGUACACUCAGCCCAUCCAACAAUGUCACGCAUGAAGGCAAACUUUAUUGCAAGACCCACCAUUCUCAGUUGUUUAUGGUCAAGGGAAACUUCAGUCAGUUUGAAGAGAACACUGCAAAUGCAAAAGUGGCUGUCGAGAAACUACCAGAAACUGGAGAAGCCACCAACAAGCCAGGUCAAGGUGAUGAAGUCGGUGAGAAGACCUCAGAAAAUGAGCUCAUAGCUGAUGAACCAUCCCAAAAGGAUGUUGCAGCUGAAAAACAAUCACAAAGUAGCAUUGAUGUUGCUAAACCAUCAGAAAGCACAGUCAAGAAGUCAGCGGAAAGUGAAAGUGUUACUGAGAGCGAGUCAAAGAGUCCUGUAGCUAACAACAAGCCAUUAGAAAGCAGUGCCGAGAAGCCACCGCAGAGCAGUGUGGUUGAUUCCAAGCCAUCAGGAAGCAGUGUAGCAAUAAGAAAACCAUGGCAACGCAGUCUUCCCACAAAUAAGCCGUUAGUGAGUAGUGCAUCCACUGAAAAGCCAUCACCGAGCGAUGCAGCCAUUGAGAAACCGUCAUCCAGUAACGGGACUAAUGUGAAACCGUUGGACAGCAGCACAGUGGUAAAAAAGUCAUGGCAGCGCAGUCUACCUACUGAUAAUCCACAGCAGAGCAUGUUACCAUCGGAUAAGCCAGCAUCAACCAGUGCAGAUGAUGUGAAGUCAUCAGAAAGCAGCAAAGUGGUCAAAAAAACAUGGCAACGCCCUGUGGUUGCUGAGAACCAGAAACAAAACAGUGGACCAACUGAGAAGCCGACACCGACGAGUGACACGAAGCCAUUAGAUAGCAGCACAGCAAUUAAAAGGCCAUGGGGCCGCAGAAUAGCCAGUGAGAAAUCUCUGCAGAGCAGCGAGGUUGAUAUGAAACCAGUGGAAACCAGUACAGUGGUCACUGUUCUACAGCAGCCCAAUGAGGAACCUCCACAAACUGAUGCAGCUGUGCUACAGCAGCCCAGUGAGGAACUUCCACAAACUAAUGCAGCUGUGCUACAGCAGCCCAGUGAGGAACCUCCACAACCUAGUGCAGAUGAUGUGAAGCCUACAGAGGACACUGCAGUAGUAGUGAAAAAGCCAUGGCAAUUCAACUCGAGAACCGAGAAGCAACCCCAGACUAGUGUAGUCGAUGCAAAGAAAACAGAAAGUACUGGAGCAAUCAAACGGCAGUGGAAGCGCAACACUUCAUUUGAGAAGCCAUCACAAAGCAGCGCAGCAGCUGUGACAACGACACAAAGCAAUGUGACAGUCACCAAGCCAGCCCCGAGCAACUUUGCCGUGAAGAAGUCAUGGCAAAGAAGUAUAACUCCAAAAAAUCAGGCAGCGAGUGAUAUGGCUACCAAUAAAGCAUUGCAAACCAAGGCAGUGAUCGAGAAGCCAUCACAAGAAAGUUCUCAAGAGAAACCAUUACAAGAAAAGGCACCUCAAAUCACUGUGAUCACCGAGAAGUCACCACAAGGAAGUUCUCAAGAGAAGACAUCGCAAGAAAAAGCGCCUCAAAUCGCUGCGAUCACGGAGCAACCAUCACAAGAAAGCUCUCAAGAGAAGUCAUCUGAAGCAAAGACACCUCAAAUUGCUGCAACCUCCAAGAAGCCAUCACAAGAAAGUUCUCAAGGAAAGGCACCUCAAAUAGCUGCGAUCACCAGGAAGCCAUCAGAAGAAAGUUCCCAAGAGAAGCCAUUACAAACGAAUGAACCUUCUGAGGAGCAACUUAAGACUGAAGAGACUGUUGAGAAACAACUUCAAAGUGAAGAUAUUACUGAUGCUAAACCACAAAGGGACCUGAUGACACAAGAUGAUGUCUCUCUCAAGAAGAUACCAGAGCCUGAAAUGGAUGCCACUUCUGGUGAUAACUUGUCAGAUUCUCAAAGUAAGCCAAUUGUUGAGCAGACGUUGCAAUCCCAAGACGUUGUGGUUCCUCAAGAGGCAACUGGCCAGAUAAUGGAAGCUAAAAAUGAUGCUGUCAUUGAGCAGUCAUCAGAAUCUCAAUGGGUUGCACCGGCUGAGGUUACAGUGGAGCAACCAUCGCAACAACAAAAGGAUGCAUCCACUGAGCCUAGUACUGAUGCAAUUGCUAAGGAGUCAUUGCAGCCUGAAUUUGACACAGCUACCGUGAAGCCAUCAGAACCACAAAUAGAUGCAGCUGCUGAUCAGUCGGCUGAGCAGCUAUCAGAACCUCAAAGUGCCGCAUCAGUGGAGGAGCCAGUAGUCCAUCAAAGUGACGCCUCUGCUGAGAAGCCAUCCAAGUCUCAGGGUGAUGCAGCUGCUGUUGAAUUAUCAGGACAGCCAUCAGAGCCUCAGAACAAUGCAUCUACUGGGAAGCCCUCAGAACCUAAAGUUGAUGCAAUUACCGAGGAGCGAUCGGAACGUCAGACCGAUGCAACUCCUCAUAAUUUAACCGAGCAGCCAUUGGAACCUCAAAAGGAUGGGUCUAUUCAGAAGCCACUCGAGACGGAGACUAACGUUGUUACUGAUAAUCCAUCAGAAAGCAGCUUAGCUACUGGAACACUGCCUGAAAGCACUCGAAAGAUUAGCACUACCGCCGAGGAACCUGCACAGCGUGAGAUUUCUGAUGAGAUACUGACACCGCCUCAAAGCAUUGCACUAGAAACAACACCAGAAAGCACCCCAUCUAUUGAGGAACCCGCAGAUGUCGGUGAGGCCAGUGUUAAGAUAUCAGAGGACAGUUCAGCUCCUGAGAAGCCAUCAGAGGAUGCUCCUGUAACUCCUAAGAAGCCAUCAGAGGAUGCUCCUGUAACUCCUGAGAAGCCAUCAGAAGAAGUUAAGGCAAGUGUUCAGCCAGCAGAAGACAACGGGGCUCUUAAGAAACCAUCGGAGGAAGACGAGGUGAGUGCUGAGCCAUCAAACAUACUGGAUCCCGAGAAGCCAUCAGAGGAAAAAGAUGAUGCUAAGCCAGUAGAGGACAGCGUGGCUCUUGAGAAGCCAACUGCUGACAAACUUUCAGAGGAAGACAAGGUGAGUGCUGAGCCAUCAGACGACAGAGUGGAUCCUGAUAAGCCAUCAGAGAAAGAAGUUGACACUGCUGUCAAGCCAUCAGAGAAAGAAGUUGACACUGCUGACAAGCCAUCAGAGGACAGCAUGGCUGUUGAGGAGCCAGUCACCAACAAACCAUCAGAGGAAGACGAAGCCAGUGCCGAGUCAUCAAACGUCAGAACAGAACUUGAGAAGCCAUCGGAGGAGAAAGAAGACGACACUGUGAAGCCAUCAGAGGAUAGCACGGCUCUUGAGAAGCCAUCCACUGACAAACCAUCAGAGGAAGAAGAAGGCGCAGCCCGCGAGAAGGCGUCACACGCCGAUGCUGCCAUCGAGGCACCAUCGCACGACGACACGGACUCGGCCACCGACAAACCCUCGCCUGCCACAGAGACGAACAUACCAGCCUGAGCUCGCCAAGACAGCGGUCAGCCGGGCACAGUCACUGCGCAUCAGUGAACAGUUUUUAACCAGGAGAAGGAUCGAUACUACCGUCGAUAGUUUUGCGUGCCGUUUUGCUUUUUUUUUUUGUCUGUACAAUGCUUGAGUUGUAAAAUUUGAGGAGAGAAAAGAGAGAAGGAUAGAGUAUUUACUUGGUUUUACUCACCCACAGGCAAUAAACCCCUCCCCACAUUAGGAGGAGGGCAGCAUUGUGGUCUUUUUAAUUUUUUUCGACAGAUAUUCCUGUUGGUGUGGCGUGCUUUGGUUUGUUGCUCAUAUUUUUGGUUGUAUAUCAGAUAUCAGAUGAUGUACAUGAUGGUUUGGUUCA
Molecule: messenger RNA, 4234 nt
Organism: Hordeum vulgare subsp. vulgare (domesticated barley)
Lineage: Eukaryota; Viridiplantae; Streptophyta; Magnoliopsida; Poales; Poaceae
Product: cell surface glycoprotein 1-like
Exons: 5
Coding region: 16-3876 (1286 amino acids)
Biological process (GO): actin filament bundle assembly
Cellular component (GO): actin cytoskeleton; plasma membrane
Molecular function (GO): actin filament binding
Source: RefSeq, a predicted model, not a curated record